Lathyrus sativus (Indian pea) is the source of this 2094-nucleotide messenger RNA. The record is from the annotation of a GenBank genome assembly. Lineage: Eukaryota; Viridiplantae; Streptophyta; Magnoliopsida; Fabales; Fabaceae.
AUGUCUUCUUCCAAAGAUGCAGACCCAAGCUUGGGUUAUCUCACCAGAAAGGAUACAGAGGUGAAGCUACCUCGACCAACCAGGGUUAAGAACAAAACCCCCGCUCCCAUCCAAAUCACUGCCGAGCAAAUUCUCCGCGAAGCUAGGGAGCGUCAAGAGGCCGAAAUCCGUCCUCCCAAGCAGAAAAUCACUGACCCCACCGAACUCGGCGAGUAUCGUCUCCGUAAGCGAAAGGAGUUCGAAGAUUUAAUCCGGCGAGUUCGCUGGAAUGUGAGUGUUUGGAUAAAAUACGCACAGUGGGAAGAGUCGCAGAAAGACUUCAAACGUGCACGUUCUGUUUGGGAGAGAGCUUUGGAAGUUGAUUACAAGAAUCACUCGUUAUGGUUGAAAUAUGCAGAGGUUGAAAUGAAGAAUAAGUUUAUUAAUCAUGCUAGGAAUGUUUGGGAUCGUGCUGUUACGCUUUUGCCUCGAGUGGAUCAGUUGUGGUAUAAGUAUAUUCAUAUGGAGGAGGUGCUUGGGAAUGUUGCUGGGGCGAGGCAGGUAUUUGAGAGGUGGAUGAAAUGGAUGCCGGAUCAGCAAGGAUGGUUGUCUUAUAUCAAAUUUGAAUUAAGAUAUAAUGAAAUUGAACGAGCUAGAGGAAUUUUCGAGCGAUUUGUUUUGUGUCACCCUAGGGUUGGUGCUUGGAUACGAUAUGCCAAGUUUGAGAUGAAAAAUGGUGAGGUUCCUAGGUCGAGGAAUGUAUAUGAAAGAGCGGUGGAGAAGCUUGCUGAUGACGAGGAAGCCGAGCAACUUUUUGUGGCGUUUGCUGAGUUUGAAGAAAGGUGCAAGGAGGCCGAGCGUGCGAGGUGUAUAUAUAAGUUUGCACUUGAUCAUAUUCCGAAGGCUAGGGCUGAAGAUUUGUAUCGAAAAUUUGUGGCAUUUGAAAAGCAGUAUGGUGAUAGGGAGGGAAUUGAGGAUGCUAUUGUUGGGAAGAGGAGGUUUCAAUAUGAACAUGAAGUGAGGAAAAAUCCUUUGAAUUAUGAUUCUUGGUUUGACUAUAUAAGAUUGGAAGAGAGUGUGGGGAAUAAGGGAAGAACUAGGGAGGUUUAUGAGAGAGCUAUAGCUAAUGUUCCACCAGCUGAGGAGAAACGAUACUGGCAGCGAUAUAUUUAUUUGUGGAUUAAUUAUGCACUCUAUGAAGAGCUUGACGCCAGAGAUAUGGAGCGAACAAGAGAUGUGUACAGGGAGUGUCUCAACCAGAUACCUCACCAAAAGUUCUCAUUUGCUAAGGUAUGGCUUCUAGCUGCCCAGUUUGAAAUACGUCAGCUGAAUGUCAAGGGGGCUCGUCAAAUAUUAGGAAAUGCUAUUGGAAAGGCUCCUAAAGAUAAGAUAUUUAAGAAAUACAUAGAGAUAGAACUGCAGCUUGGCAAUAUAGAUCGAUGCAGAAAACUGUAUGAAAAGUAUCUAGAGCGGUCACCUGAAAAUUGCUAUGCAUGGAGCAAGUAUGCAGAAUUGGAGAGAUCUUUAGCUGAGACUGAGCGAGCUAGAGCAAUAUUUGAGCUUGCAAUUGCCCAACCAGCAUUGGAUAUGCCUGAGUUGUUGUGGAAGAGAUACAUUGACUUUGAAACUGCUGAGUCUGAAUUCGAGAAAGCUAGAGUGCUUUAUGAAAGGCUUCUUGAUCGAACAAAGCACUUGAAGGUAUGGAUAAGUUCUGCAGAGUUUGAAGCAACAGCUUUAGACUUAUCAGAACAAGAACCGAAGGAGCAAUGCAUUAAGCGCGCCAGAAGGGUGUUUGAGGAGGCUCUAAACUACUUCAGAUCAUCAGCUCCAGAUUUAAAAGAAGAAAGGGCAAUGCUAUUGGAGAAAUGGCGCAACUUGGAGGCUACAUCUGGGGAACUAGGUGAUGUUAGCUUAGUCCAGUCUAAGCUACCCAAGAAGCUCAAGAAGAGAAGACAAAUUUCUACCGAAGAUGGCUCUUCUAGAAUUGAAGAAUUUAUCGAUUAUCUGUUCCCUGAGGAAACUCAGACAACCAAUCUCAAGAUCUUGGAAGCUGCUUACAAUUGGAAGAGGCAGAAGUUGUCUUCAGCUGAUGAUCGAGAGUAUGUUGCAGGGUGA